Messenger RNA from Puccinia graminis f. sp. tritici CRL 75-36-700-3, 1893 nucleotides. RefSeq lists its product as uncharacterized. Bases 74 to 1339 code for a protein of 421 amino acids. The record is from RefSeq and is a predicted model, not a curated record. The transcript is spliced from 7 exons. NCBI's taxonomy places the organism in Eukaryota, Fungi, Basidiomycota, Pucciniomycetes, Pucciniales, Pucciniaceae.
UUUUCAAUAAAAAAAGGUUCAUUCGCCCAUAUUUUCAUAUCCGCCAUUUUGUGAAACUCGGUGAUUCCGGACGAUGCCGUUCAUUAACGUUGCAGGGGAUGUUAAUCUCUUCUACGAGAUCAAGUCCACCAGUUCUCCCCGUCAAGCCACCGCUCCCUGGCUCGUCAUCCUUCACCCGCUGUUUCUCGAUAUCUCAUUCGUUUAUCCUUACGUGAACGGGCCUGGUCAACUACUCGAGCGAUUCAACGUCAUCCUGAUUGAUUUCCGUUCUCAUGGCCGCACGCAAGCGAAGGUCUCGCCUUCAUGUGAUCUUUGGACUCUAGCAGGCGAUCUGGCCUUUGCCCUUCAUAAGCUCAACCUGCCACCUGUUCAUCUCUUGGCUACUGAUCCACUCGGCACUGAGGUUGCAAUCCGCUUCAGUGGUUUAUUUGCCUCUCUAGUAGUUAGCGUCUGUUUAUGCACCAUGCCACCCUCAGAAGAAGAAGGAUUUGUAAACACUGCCUUUCAAGCCGUCAUGAGCUCCUGGACGAACCCGGAGCUUCCCGAAGAUUGGGAUGCAUCUGUCUCGGCGACCCAAUGGUGGCUGUAUGGGCCCCGAUCCACUUAUUGCUCUCUAGAUGUCCUGGACGCCUGGGCUGGCGCUUUAAUUCGUCGCUAUCCUCCCUGCAAGGCAACUCACGCGCUUGGUUCUUGUGUUGCUUACGUGGAACGUGAGACACCUCCCGCAUCAUUAGCACCCCUGAUCAAGGUACCGAUGUUGGCUCUCCACGGUGAUUUCCAGAAUAUUUACGAUUGUCCCGGCGCCGAGCGCCGCUUCAAUGAAUUUAUCAACCUUCCCCCUCCGAGCAGCUUCCGAGUCAUGAAAGAUACCCCUCUUCAAAUGUUUGACACGUUCCCUGAACGGGUGAAGGAACAAUACUACCCGUGGAUUGACAAUCUGCUUGCACAACAAACCGGCCCCAUCCCAACUGAACCUGUUGCUGCAAGAUCGGCGCUUUUCAAUCCUAAUGAAGCUCUGGAACGAUUGGCAAGACUACUAGGUGACCCUUCGGUCGCUUUACGCGAUCCUCACACCAGUGACAGUUUUUACGCCCUUAGUGAUGAAAAGAUAUCAAGUAACGCUGAGCGGAUUCGAACUCUGGAGACCAAUCAGAUCUACAAGUUUUCGAUAUUUGGCGGUGGUGCACCAGAAUCAUGGACAGGCGCUUCAUUUGAGGAGCAAAAUCCUGAGAGAUUUUCGAAACGCAUUCAAAAAAAUGCUGCCGAGGGUGGGACGAACAUGGUUGAAGAGAUUAUCUUGGCCAUCACCGAAUCAACGGCCGAAGACGACUUGUUAUGAAUUCUAUUCCUAUCCCCGGCCGUGCUUUUGCGGAGACAAAAUCGUGGUACUUUCGACUCCUCAUGGAAGCAAAAUAGCAAACGGUGGAUGAGUACCAAACAACCCAGAAGCCCAGCAGACAAUACAGCCAUUCUGCCGACUACUGAACUCUUUCAGCUGCAUAGAGCAGCGCAUGUUUUUGGCUGAAUCAUGGAUUAUGUUUACUUAAAUUGCAUUGACACAAAUAUCACUGGAGUUACCUUUUAUUUAUUUAUCUAAUCAUUCAUCUCGCUUCUCUAUUUUCCUUUCUCAGCAACCUUGUGGGGCAAUUUUCUUGUAAGCCUCUAAGCACUGUUCAGCAUUGUACUUAUGAUUUCUUGGAUAUUUGGGUGAUUGCCUUUCUUGCUUCUGUAACCUAACAGUUUCAAACUGCUUAGUCAGCCCAUAUGAACAGUGCAUACAUAAACAAUACACUUGGGUCUGUGGCUCUCAAACGUACAAAAAAGAUUACCUAGACAAAAGAGGCAAUUAAAAACCAAAUCAUUGCAUUGGUGUUGUGAUGCAGUAGGUACUGG